Messenger RNA from Rotaria socialis, 1062 nucleotides. Lineage: Eukaryota; Metazoa; Rotifera; Eurotatoria; Philodinida; Philodinidae. The record is from the annotation of a GenBank genome assembly.
AUGGUGUCUGCAGAAAAUAGUUCUCUUGAAUAUUUACGUAGUUUAGUUAACUAUGAUAUUAACUCCAUUUUAUACGAUGAUACAUUGAUUUGUUCAUUAACAAAUAAUACAGAUGUUGGCUCAUUUGAAGUCAAAGUAACAAAAACAAAUUAUGGUAAUCUUCAUGAUUGCAUUCAAGUUAUUGCUAAUAGUCAAGCAACUAUUGAUGGUGUUCCGUGUGGAACAACAGUACGAGCAGUUGUGACACGAGAACUUGUUACUGUACAACAAGAACAUACAGAAUAUGUUAAUCUACCGAAUCCUAUUACACGUAUUGUUGAUUUUAUUUCGGAAUCAACAGAUUAUGUGAUUACUAUAACUAAUGAAGAAGGCAAAAAAAAAACAACAGAAACAAAACGUAUUCCAAAAAAUGAAGCACAAGGACUUAUUUUAGAAGGUGCUAAUCUUAUACUUCAACGUUUAAUGAUUCAACGUAAUAUGCCAGACAAAGUUACAUUGCUUUCACUUGAUUCCUCAUCUGAAAUAAGUCGAAAUGUUUACACAUCAUUGGGUCCACAACAAGUUAAUAUUAAUGGAAAAGAUAUUGAAGCAUGGGGCAUACAACGACAAAUAUUUGAAACAAAACGUAAUGCAUUACCAGUUGCAUGGCAAAGUUUUUUCAGUAUUGACGGACAUCUUAUAUCUCGAUAUCAAGUUGGUUCACCGAUUAAAAUGAAAACAAGGAAUAUACCUGAAUCAGAACAGUUUGAUGAAUACUUGCCUAAACCGGAAAUUCCAAAAAGAGAACUGCAAUGGGAAAAUGAUUUAGAAUUACGUUCGAGAUUUAUUGACCGACGUGACGAAUUAAUCGAUGAUUAUAAGUCAUAUAUUUAUCAACAUCCGGAUAUCAACGCACUGCUAUCAGAUUUUCUUCAAUCGGUCUUAAUUACAAAACCUGAAAAUAUAAUCGACUAUGCAACAGAAUUUUUUGCUCCAUUUAAUAAUCAAACAGCUGAUCGCUCCUUAUUUCGUUUUGCCGAUGAAAAAAUCCCUGUACCAAAACCCAAUAUAUCUUUAAAAUAA